AUGAAUUCGGUUACUUUGCCUCCGAUGAAUUCGUUCACUGAAAAAGCUUUAACAUGCAGUGGUGCUUUUCCUGUUGAACCACAGAAUACUAGUGACUGUUUCUUCAAUAAAACUCAACUUCAUCAAGCUGAAAUACCUGCUGCUAAUGGUAUUACAAAUGCUCGUACUUUAGCACGGAUAUAUGCACGUCUCAUGAGUGAUAUCAAUGAAGAUGGUCAAAAAAAACAACGUCUUAUAAGCGAAAAGACAUUAUCACAAGCUACAACAAGUGUGACACCAUCGGAUGAACCUGAUCGAAUUUUGUUUGGUGUAAAAUCAAAUUUUGGAAAGGGUGGUUUUCAAAUGUAUAGUGAUUAUUUCAAAGCAAUGGGUAUUGGUGUAUUUGGCCAUAAGGGUAUGGGUGGUAGCUGUGCAUUUGCUUAUCCUCCACAACAAUUGACUUUUGCUCAUGUUUGCAAUCAACUUAAUUUCGGUAUGCCAACUCUUGACCCGCGCACUAAUAUAACAGUUAGUGAUAUAAUAUUACAUCGACCUGGUUUGCCAUAUGUUGAUGAAAAAUUAACGCUCGACGAUGUAUGUAAUUGGUCUCGAACAACUUCUCUAUUGGCAGCUGAAAAGCCACAUUGGGAACCUGGAACCACACAUGGAUAUCAUCCAAUUACGAGUGAUUUUCUUGGUGGUGAUGCACUAAUUCGUUGUGACAAUCGUCAUAAUUGUCCCUUUGAUCGAUUCGUUCGUGAAGAAUUAGAUACUAAGUUUUGUGUUGGUGUCUCCAAUUAUGAGAUUGAAGCAUAUGUUGUCGAUCUCAGUUUCAAAAUAAUAAGAAGAAAGAUAAUACGCUAUCGCUAA
Rotaria sp. Silwood2 is the source of this 849-nucleotide messenger RNA. NCBI's taxonomy places the organism in Eukaryota, Metazoa, Rotifera, Eurotatoria, Philodinida, Philodinidae. The record is from the annotation of a GenBank genome assembly.